GCCCGCCAGCGGGCUCCACAGAGCCACGCACCGCCCCCAGUCCUGCCUCCGCGGGCGGAGCUCCGGGCGGAAGGGCUCUCGCGGGCGGAGACGCAGCAGACAGAGGACCGACUGUCUGACGGCCGAGGGAACCCGCCCGCCUGCAUGGCAGCCCCCGUCGCCCCCGCCUGCCAGAAGAUCGCCAUCUUCGGCGCCACCGGCAUGACCGGCUUGGCCACCCUGGCGCAGGCCAUCGAGGCCGGUUACCAGGUGACGGUGCUGGUGCGGGAUCCCAGGCGGCUCCCUGCGGGGCUCCGGCCGGCGCGUGUGGUGGUGGGAGACGUGCUGAACCCCGAGGAUGUCGAUGGGGCCGUGGAGGGACAGGAUGCCGUGAUCGUCAUCUUGGGCACCCGCAACGACCUCAGUCCCACCACCAUGAUGUCCGAGGGCACCCGGAACAUUGUGACCGCCAUGAAGGGCCACGGCCUCCGCAAAGUGGUGGUCUGCCUGUCAGCCUUCCUGAUGUGGGAUCUGGAAAAGGUUCCUGCCAAGCUGCGGCCGGUGACGGAGGACCACAUCCGGAUGCAGCAGAUCCUGAAGGAGUCGGGGCUCGACUGCGUCUACGUCAUGCCCCCCCACAUUGCAGGUGAUCAGCCCCUCACAGGUGACUACACGGUGACUGUGGACACGUCCAGUGGCUCCCGGGUCAUCUCCAAGCACGACCUCGGGCACUUCUUCCUCAAGUGCCUGACCACCUCUGAGUAUGACGGGAAAAACGUCUACCUCUCCAGGCAUUACCCCAAAGAGUGACGCUGCCAGCAGCCCCGCCCUUCGCCGUCCGCCCCCCCCCCCGCCCCACGGAUGCUGCUCGCCCACCCCCACGCUGCCUUGGAUGCUGCCGAGUGCCUUUUCCCAUUCACUGGAGCCUGGAGGCGGGGGGGGCGGGGGGGCGGGCGAGCGCUCAUCCUGCUCCCCUCUGGGUCAGGUAGUCUUGUGACUGCUCUUGCAUGUCAGCAGAUGCUUCUGAAUGUUGAAAAAGCAGCUGAGCAUGUCGCACGCCUACUGUGUGUGCGCAUGCGUGCACAGACGCAUGCACUCACAUGGGAAUUCUGAGCUGCAGCUUACCCCUGGGCUCCUUCCUCAAGGGGGGUGGGACAAGGUUGUUGCAUUUGGUGGGGAGGGGGUUAGGGUACUUGCGUACUCAGCAAACUACCUUGGGGGGGGGCUGUGAAGGGAGCGUUGCUUGCUUGGAACAGCAGGCAUUUGUAAGCUUCAGAAUGAUACAGAACUAAUCAGAACUAAUUUGCCUAAAGUUGAAAAUUGAUUGCAUUAAAAAGAGGGAUAGAGAAAUAAAUUAAAUUAAAUUAAACUUCUUGGAGCAGAAAGUAAUAUUUUUUUGCAAUUUGCUUCCAAAGCUUAGCAGAAAGUGACUACUAAAUGUAUAAAAUAAAUAUACUAAGAUUACUUGCCAAUGCAGUGUUCCAAAAGUUUUGGAUUAAAUGGAAAUGGUCAAGCA
Molecule: messenger RNA, 1495 nt
Organism: Hemicordylus capensis (graceful crag lizard)
Lineage: Eukaryota; Metazoa; Chordata; Lepidosauria; Squamata; Cordylidae
Gene: BLVRB
Product: biliverdin reductase B
Exons: 5
Coding region: 145-789 (214 amino acids)
Source: RefSeq, a predicted model, not a curated record